AUGGAUUCUGACUCGGACUCGCCUUUUAACUACUCGUGGCCUUCCUUCCCCAAAAUGAAGAUUCGACGGAGGGCGUCCAAACAAGAUCAUUCCUUUGAUGCCCUCAAAAAAUCUAAGCACCCCCCAUUUCUUGCUGCUGGCCAGCUCUCUGACAUGCUGAAUGGUGGUGAUGAAAUCUACGCUAACUGCAUGGUGAUAGAUCAGGUUGGUGAUUUGGACAUUAACUAUAUUAACAUAGAGGGAAUCCCUGCGAAUACCUGUCUUGAAUCUAUGGAUUCUUCUCUGGGGCCGGAGAGCAGCAAAGCCAUCCUUCCUGCUGAAGCCAGUGCCGGUACACACCCACCAAGUAAGGACACAGAAGUGAUGUCACACACUGAAGCCAGUGCUGGCACACACCCACCAAGUAAGAGCACAGAAGUGACGUCACACACGGAAGCCCAAGCGCCUUUCGUAUCAUCUAGUUCAUAUGCUUCCAAUUUGAAUCUUUCUUUUGGUCUUCAAGGAUUUGAAAAGGAGCAAAGUCGUCUAAAGAAAAGAAGUUCCAGCCUUGAUGCCCUGGAUGCUGACAGUGAAGGAGAGGGCCAUUCGGAGCAGCUGCACAAUUGCUACACUCCAGUGUGUCAGAGUUCCUCGAGAACUGGCAUUACUAGCGGGGAUGAAUCGGACUCUUUUGAGACCAACACUGAAUCAGAUUUUAAUAUCUCCAGGACGGAAUCAUUUUCUUUAUCAAGUAGUCUGCAGCUGAAGGAAUCAUUGUUUUCUGGAAUCCGUUCACGUUCGUAUUCCUGCUCAUCACCCAAAAUUUCUUUAGGAAAAACUCGACUGAUCCGUGAUUUUACAGUGUGUAAUUCAGUUGAAGAGCAAAGAGCUUACAGCUUGCCGGAGCCACCAAGAGAAAACAGAAUUCAGGAAGAAGAAUGGGAUAAAUACAUCAUACCUGCCAAAUCAGAAUCUGAAAAAUACAAAGUGAGCCGAACUUUUAGUUUCCUCAUGAAUAGGAUGACCAGCCCUCGGAAUAAAUCGAAGACAAAAGGCAAAGAUGCCAAAGACAAAGAGAAACUGACCCGACAUCAGUUUGUCCCUGGAACUUUCUCUGGGGUUCUGCAGUGCUUGGUUUGCGAUAAAACGCUCCUGGGGAAAGAGUCAUUCCAGUGCUCCAACUGUAAUGGAAAUGUACAUAAAGUCUGUAAAGAUGCUGCCCCUCUGUGUACCAAGAAAUUCCAAGAGAAAUAUAAUAAGAACAAACCACAGACCAUCCUUGGAAGUUCUUCGUUUCGAGACGUCCCACCACCUGGGCUCUCCUUGCACCCUUCCUCCUCCAUGCCCAUCGGGCUGCCCACCGGGAGGAAGGAGAUGGCAGGGCAAGUGCAUCCCUUGUCCAGAAGCGUCCCAGGCACCACCGUGGAAAGCUCCAGGCGGCCGGGGGCAUCCUUGGAGUCCGAGAAUGACGGCAGCACCUGGAGAAGCAGGUCUCACUCUGACGAGAUGUUGCAGCCCGUGGGCUCGUCCCCCUCCACGGACUCCUUCUUAACGGAAGACGUCGUGGAUUCAUCUCUGUGGAGUGACCUCAGCGGUGAUGCCCAGGAGUUGGAAGCGGAAUCUUGGAGUCUGGUGGUGGACCCUUCAUUUUGUAGUCAGCAGGAGAAGGAUGUCAUCCAAAGACAGGAUGUCAUUUUUGAGCUAAUGCAGACAGAAAUGCAUCACAUCCAGACCCUGUUCAUCAUGUCUGAGAUCUUCAGGAAAGGGAUGAAAGAGGAGCUGCAGCUGGACCACAGCACUGUGGACAAAAUCUUCCCCUGUUUAGACGAGUUACUUGAAAUCCACAAGCAUUUCUUCUAUAGUAUGAAGGAGCGAAGGCAGGAAUCCUGUGUGGGCAAUGACAGGAAUUUCAUCAUCAACCGAAUUGGAGAUAUUCUAGUACAACAGUUUUCAGAAGAAAAUGCAAAUAAAAUGAAGAAAAUAUAUGGGGAAUUCUGUAGCCAUCACAAAGAGGCUGUUAGCCUCUUUAAAGAACUCCAGCAGAAUAAAAAGUUUCAGAAUUUUAUUAAGCUCCGAAAUAGUAAUCUUCUGGCUCGACGCCGAGGAAUUCCAGAAUGCAUUCUGCUGGUCACUCAGCGCAUCACAAAGUACCCCGUCUUGGUGGAAAGGAUAUUGCAGUACACAAAGGAGAGCACUGAAGAACAGAGAGACUUAUGCAAAGCACUUUGCUUAAUUAAAGACAUGAUUGCAGCUGUGGAUUUAAAAGUCAGCGAAUACGAGAAAAAACAAAAAUGGCUUGAGAUCCUAAAUAAGAUCGAAAACAAAACAUACACCAAGCUCAAAAAUGGCCAUGUGUUUAGGAAACAGGCACUGAUGAGUAAAGAGAGGACCCUGUUAUACGAUGGCCUGGUCUAUUGGAAAACUGCUACAGGUCGUUUCAAAGAUAUCCUAGCUCUACUUCUGACUGAUGUGCUGCUCUUUUUACAAGAAAAAGACCAGAAAUACAUCUUCGCAGCUGUUGAUCAGAAGCCCUCAGUUAUUUCCCUUCAGAAGCUCAUUGCUAGGGAAGUUGCAAAUGAGGAGAGAGGAAUGUUUUUGAUCAGCGCUUCAUCUGCUGGUCCCGAGAUGUAUGAAAUCCAUACCAACUCCAAGGAGGAAAGAAAUACCUGGAUGAGACGGAUCCAACAGGCAGUAGAAAGUUGCCCAGAAGAAGAAGGGGGAAGGACAAGUGAGUCAGAUGAAGAGAGGAGGAAAGCUGAAGCCAGAGUGGCGAAGAUUCAGCAAUGUCAAGAAAUACUCAGUAUCCAAGAUCAACAAAUUUGCACAUAUUUGGAAGAGAAGCUGCAUAUCUACGCGAAACUUGGAGAACUGAGUGGAUAUCAGGAUGUCCAUUUAGAGCCCCACCUCCUCAUUCAAACAGACCCCGGAGAGCCUCCCCAGGCAGCCUCAUUACUGGCUGCAGCACUGAAAGAGGCUGAGAGUCUGCAUGUGGCAGUGAAGGCUUCCCAAAUGAGCGAUGCAUGCCAAUCCCCUGAGGAAGGUUGUGGAGAACCUGCUUUGCCGGACGUGCUGAAUUCUCAGGACGCACCAGGAUCAUCUACUGCUUCACUAGUCACAGAAGGGACAGGAGGAAGAGGCUGUUGGGAUGUGGAUGCCGGGACCCAGGGUGUGGGAACCGACCUGGCGGUUUCUGAUGCGGGGGAGAAGGUGGAAUAUAGAAGUUUCCCAGGUUCUUUGCAGUCAGAGAUUAUACAAGCGAUACAGAAUUUAACUCGUCUCUUAUAUAGCCUUCAGGCCGCCUUGACCAUUCAGGAUAGCCACAUUGAGAUCCACAGGCUGGUUCUCCAACAGCGGGAGAGCCUGGCCCCGGGCCCCGCAUUCCGAGGCAGCCCCUUUCAGGACCAGAAGUCCCGCAGCCUGGAGAAGCAGCAGGAGGAGCUGGCCGACACCCACAAGCUGCAGCUCCAGUUCCAGCAAGACCAGCACCGCUGGCUCCGUAGGUGUGACCAGCAGCAGCGCGAGCAGGAGGCCCGGGCCAGCCGGCUGCAGGAGCGCGAGAGGGAGUGCCGGGCGCAGGAGGAGCUGCUGCUCAGGAGCUGGGGCGAGCUGGACCAGCAGCUCCAGGACUACCAGCAGAGCCUGGAGCGGCUGCGCGAGGGCCAGCGCCUGGUGGAGAGGGAGCGGGAGAGGAUGCGGGCCCAGCAGAGCCUGCUGCACCACUGGAAGCACGGGCGGCAGAGCAGCCUUCCCGCCGCGUUUUCUCCAGGAACCCUGGAGGUAAUGGAACUUAAUCAAUCUGAGACUUUAUGUCAUGAAAAUUCAUUCUUCUUCAAUGAAGCUUUAGUGCAAAUGUCACUUAACCCUUUGAACAAACCGACGCCACCAGAUAUCGAUCAGGAUGCCGCUUACCCCCCAGGCGUAUCUCAUUCUGAUUUGGUAAGGACUAGUGAAAAUCAAGUAGACCUCAAGACGGACGUUUCUCAACCCUCAGAUAUCAACCAUGAACUGUGGAUAGCGGCUGGGGCCUGUCAUCAGAUACCCCCUCUCCACCAAAGCAGCAAGGAUUCUUGUAAAAAUGAUUUGAACAUCUCUCAGACUGCAUACCCACUCCUCCAUGACUCAAAUCCACGUGGCCCUCAGCUGCAGACAUUUAUAGCAGAAGAAAAGCUAAAUCUACAGAGAGUGACCAGACAAGACGGAGAAACUGGAAAUGGAGAAGAAGAAAAUAUUGUUUACCUCUAA
Molecule: messenger RNA, 4221 nt
Organism: Budorcas taxicolor (takin)
Lineage: Eukaryota; Metazoa; Chordata; Mammalia; Artiodactyla; Bovidae
Gene: ARHGEF28
Product: Rho guanine nucleotide exchange factor 28
Exons: 28
Coding region: 1-4221 (1406 amino acids)
Biological process (GO): cell morphogenesis; regulation of Rho protein signal transduction
Molecular function (GO): guanyl-nucleotide exchange factor activity
Source: RefSeq, a predicted model, not a curated record